GCAACAGACACGCCCAGCUGAUUCACUUCGACCUGAGUGAACAAUCAGACUUUUAAAAACCAGUCAUGGAGUCUGAGGAGGACGUCUGUGCCUUCUGCCGCAUCAGGGACACCGACACGGACACAGAGAUCCUGCUGAGUGACGAGCAGCUGCUCUGUUUCCGGGACGUGAAGCCUGGAGCCACUCAUCACUACCUCAUCGUUCCCAGGAUGCACAUCGACAACUGUAAAGCUCUGCAGGGAACCGACGUCCCGCUAGUGGAGCAGAUGGAAAACAUGGGGUGGAGGAUACUGGAGAAGAAUAAAGUCGGGGACCUGGAUGACGUCAGGAUGGGUUUUCAUAUUCCUCCGUUCUGCUCCGUCCCACACCUCCACCUCCACGCUCUGGCUCCAGCCAGUAAGAUGAGCUUCAAGUCACAGCUGCACUACGGGCCACAGUCUCACUGGUUCAUCACAGUAGAUAAAGUGCUGUCUCAGCUGAAGACUCGCGGGAAGGUAAAAUGAAGAGAAACAAAGCAUCAACAUUUACAUGUUAUUUCCUGUCAUGUAGCUCUGCUCAUUUUAAUUUUAAAUCACUUUUCUAUCUGACUCAACAUGUUUUUUUAUUAAUGAGUUUAAAUGAUCGGUAGUCGUCCACACUGCAUGUGGAUUCAGUUGGUGAAAGCUGGAAAAGGUCGACCUUUCCUUUCACCAUGAAAUGCCAUUUGGUGUGACUAUCAACACAUCAAUGAGGGGAUAAUUACAUCUUAUCACCUAAUUAUAUCUGUCUGAUAUCUUCAGGGUUUGAAAAUCCCAUAUUUUAAGCCAUUUAAUUGUUUAAUAAAGGAACAUUUAAAAAACCUCACAAA
Platichthys flesus (European flounder) is the source of this 847-nucleotide messenger RNA. Its product is annotated as adenosine 5'-monophosphoramidase HINT3-like. Bases 66 to 503 code for a protein of 145 amino acids. The transcript has 5 exons. NCBI's taxonomy places the organism in Eukaryota, Metazoa, Chordata, Actinopteri, Pleuronectiformes, Pleuronectidae. Gene Ontology annotation, molecular function: catalytic activity. The record is from RefSeq and is a predicted model, not a curated record.